This is a messenger RNA of Antechinus flavipes (yellow-footed antechinus), 3572 nucleotides long. RefSeq names its product histidine--tRNA ligase, mitochondrial-like. The coding region runs from base 99 to 1832 and encodes 577 amino acids. The record is from RefSeq and is a predicted model, not a curated record. Gene Ontology annotation, cellular component: mitochondrion. Gene Ontology annotation, biological process: histidyl-tRNA aminoacylation. Gene Ontology annotation, molecular function: ATP binding; identical protein binding; histidine-tRNA ligase activity. NCBI's taxonomy places the organism in Eukaryota, Metazoa, Chordata, Mammalia, Dasyuromorphia, Dasyuridae. The transcript is spliced from 13 exons.
CCGGUCGGCGUGAGCUUAAACCGGAAGAAUGAAAGAGGAGAAACUAGGUUGAACUCACUGGCUUCUCCGCUCCGCCUGCCUACCCCUUAGCGAAUUUGAUGCGUGGGAGUUUCACUUCACUUUUCUCUGACACGAUUUCCCUCAAUUUCCUCCUCCGUAAUCUGGUGACCAGCAUUUUCUCAUUCUCUGGACUCAGCCUAAGUGUUCCCUUUGCCCCAAUCCUUUCCCGCCUCAUCCUCCGGUGUACAGCCUGCGGGACUGUGGGAAGAGAAGCCCCAGCCCUCGCCAUGCAGCGCCUCGGGCCCUUGUCUCGGGAGGCCUGGGCCACGCUGACCCUCCAGUUGCUGCGACCUCCCUGCACCGGGGCCUCGCUGCUUUUCCGCCGGGUGCUAGGAGGCCUGCUGCAGCCUCCAGCGCGGGAGUUUGCAGAAGCCAGAUUGAAGAUUCAGCUGGAAUCAGAUAAAGAGAAAUCCAAUUUUGUUAUCAAGACUCCCAAGGGUACCAGGGAUCUUAACCCUCAACAGAUGGCUAUUCGAGAGAAAAUCCUUAAUGCUGUCAUCAGAUGCUUCAAGUGCCAUGGAGCUAAAGGGCUAGAUACUCCAGUGUUUGAACUAAAGGAAGUGCUAACGGAGAAAUAUGGAGAGAACUCUAGACUCAUCUAUGACCUGAAAGAUCAAGGUGGGGAGCUACUGGCUCUUAGAUAUGACCUCACAGUCCCUUUUGCUCGUUAUCUGGCUAUGAAUAAGAUAAAGAAGAUGAAACGCUAUCAUAUUGGAAAGGUGUGGCGACGGGAGAGUCCUUCCAUAAACCAAGGUCGAUACCGAGAGUUCUGCCAAUGUGAUUUUGACAUUGCAGGUCGAUUUGAUCCCAUGAUCCCUGAUGCAGAGUGUUUAAAGAUCAUAUAUGAAAUCCUAAAUACAUUGCAGUUGGGGAACUUCUUAAUUAAGGUGAAUGACAGGCGAAUUUUGGAUGGCAUGUUUGCUGUCUGUGGGGUCCCUGAAAACAAAUUACGAUUUGUGUGUUCUUCAGUGGAUAAGCUGGGCAAGAUGUCCUGGAAGGAUGUGAGAGAAGAAAUGGUAGGAAAGAUGGGUCUGGCUUCUGAAGUGGCAGAUUGUAUUGGGGAUUACAUCCAGCAGCAUGGUGGAGUGUCCCUAGUAGAGCAACUACUGCAGGAUCCCAAACUCUCACAGAACAAGCUGGCCCUGGAGGGAUUAAGGGACCUGAAACUGCUAUUUGAGUAUCUGACCCUAUUUGGUAUUACAGAGAAAAUCAUCUUUGACCUGAGCCUGGCCCGGGGCCUGGACUACUAUACAGGGGUAAUCUAUGAAGCAGUGCUUCUUCAGGCCCCAGCCCGACAGGGGGAAGAACUGCUUGGAGUGGGCAGCGUGGCUGCUGGAGGGCGCUAUGAUGAUCUUGUUGGCAUGUUUGACCCCAAGGGCCACAAGGUGCCAUGCGUGGGGCUCAGUAUUGGGGUUGAAAGGAUCUUCUCUAUUGUGGAGCAGAGGAUGGAGGCCAUUGAGAAAAUUCAAAUGACAGAGACACAGGUCCUUGUAGCUACAGCACAAAAGAAUUUCCUUAAAGAACGGAUGAAACUGAUUGCAGAGCUUUGGGAUGCUGGGAUCAAGGCUGAGAUGCUAUAUAAAAAGGACCCCAGUUUUCUCUCUCAGCUACAUUACUGUGAGGAGACAGGCAUCCCACUGGUGGCCGUCAUUGGGGAGCGAGAGCUAAAAGAUGGUGUCAUUAAGCUUCGUUCUGUGGCCAGCAGAGAGGAGGUGGACAUUAAACGGGAAAAUAUAGUAACUGAAAUCCAGAGGAGAACACGUGAAUCAUGAUGUUGCCUAUUCUUCAUCUGCUUCUUGUUCCAUUUGUGGAAAUCUACUUCACUGUGUGGUUGGAAUUUUACUGUGGUGGCCCUAUCCAGUUUCACAUUUGGGUCAGGGUAGACUACACUUCUCCCUUCUACUGCCUCCCUACUUCUCUCAUCUUAAUGUUCCUUGUUUGGAAGUGGGGAAGUAUCAAUGGCACAUAGGCUCCCAACACUCUUGCUUUAAAUCAAAGAUAUUUAAGAGGAGGUGGACCAUCCACUUUUAACUGGUGAAGAUAGUGUCAUAUAAUAAGAAUAUGUCCCAGAUACUACAGAGACAGUGGUAAAUUUAUGUUAUUACUAACUACAAAUAAGACCUAAGUCGAACUGUGUUCUCUGAAUAGUCUUCAAGGGAGUUAACCUCUGAAGGAAUCUUAAAGUGUGAGGGAGUUCUUUCUGAAGUCAGAAUUCAAACCCUUGGUUAAGGUCUGAGCCAACCAGGAAAAAAGCUUGACUGUUCCAGACAUAGGAUUCCAGUCUGUUAACUGUCUUGCUCUGAGUGUUAUAAAAAGACACGAAGAAGGGAGGAGUGGAUAUCCUGAUGAAUCCAAACUAAAACAAGUUACAAAAGGCAUGGUGUAGCUAGCUCCCUUCCUAGCUCUUCUCCAUUGUGCUAAGGAUAAGCUAUCUGAUACUUAAGCUUCCUCAUGGUUUUAAAUGCUGAAAUGAGCACGUCACUAGUUCUCUUGAGUUACAGUUCCUUAUCUGUAAAAUGAACAGGUUGAACCAGAUGACCUCUGAGGUGCCUUCCAAUUGUAUAUGUAUAAAAAUGUCCCCAUGUACUAUAAAUACAAGAGAACCCCUGACAAGGAUAAGACUGGUGAUUUCUCCUCCCAUACUAGGUAUACAACUAUUAUUUUGAUCUUUUUCUUGAACCAGAACAGCAGCUGUUGCCACUUUGUGGCCAAAUUAACUAUUUGGAGGUGUUUUUAUAUUUAAGGUAAUUAAUUUAUAUAUCUUGCAAUUAGCAUUUUAUUUACAUCGAAUAUUGGGAAUGAAUUGGAUAAAAAUCUGGGCUAUCUCUGAUUUAUCAAUAUAGGUUUACUUUUAUAUCUUCACAUUUUUUGUGGAGAUGUUUGUGGCAGGUACUUAAGUAAACUAGUCUCUGUCAUUACAACACUGGAGGAGUGUUUCUGAUGUUCACAUACUGUUCCAGCAUUGGAAAUUUUAACUAAAACUACUACUAUAAAGUUCAUUAUGAUCAGAAGACAACGUUUGGCUUCUUGGAAUUUUAGGUUUAACAUUGGCCAGCCCAUGGACCUCUUGCCUAAGGGUUAUGUCCACCAACUCCAAGACCGCCUUUGGCGAAAUAAUUAAUUAAACUAAUUACUCUAUUACUAAAUAAUUAAUGAAUUGGCAAUGGAAGACUGGGAAUUGGAGGCAUGGGGUGGGGAGGGAAGUACUGGGUUCUUCCCUCGUGUCUUCAGCUUCUUAGGAAGAUCGAGGAAGCCUCAGACCCGGAAGGAAUUGACCCCUUUAUGGGGCCCUCUUCUAGAGCACUUAAUGCUAGUGGCAAAUGUCGGUCUCCCCUCUCCCCGCCCCUGUACCUUUUCGGGCAUUCUGAUUCUGUUUAGUGCUGUGUGAACCAGCCACAAUUUCUUUAAGUAUUCGGGUCUAUAAAAUGAAGUGUUAAAUUUGAUUGUUGAUUUUGUGAAAAAACAAAAAACAGUCUGUCCAAGAAAUUAAACGUUCUUUCACUUGCUUCGUA